AUGAACAACAUGAAAUCGGUGAAGGAAUACGAUGCUGAGAUAAAACAACUCAAGGAGGAGGUGUUCGACCUUAAGACUCAAUUAGCCCAAAACAACAAUGUUAAUGCAACCAAUAUUCCAAAGAUGCUCUAUGAAAACAGUAACGUGGUUGAAGAACUAAAUAAGAAGACAUUCAGACUGGAAAAUGAGAAUAAGCAGCUUAGAGAGAACAUGGAAAUCUACAAAAACAACCUUGGAAUUCUCUGCAAUGAAAAGGCAGAAAUAGAAAACAAACUCAAAGAGACCGAAACAGCAGCUGAUGAGAGAAUAGGACUGUUAGAAGAUGAAAAUAGGAGACUAUUGAACAGACUCAACAAAAUACAGAGCAAUGAAACACAGCUACGAUCAAUAAUUGUUGGAUUAGAGAACGAGGCCAGGUCAAAUGCUUCUUCUAAUGAGUCCAGGUUGCAUGGAUUCCAAUCUGAAAUAUUGAACAUGAGAAAUGAGAAUGAGAUACUCAAAGCCAAGGCAAGUGAUCUCUCACAUCUCAGAAAACAGCUGGAUGAAUACAGUCGAGAGAUGUCACGAUUAGAAGACAGAAACAAUCAGAUUAUAACAGAAAACAACGACCUGAAUAACGAGAUCAAUAAGUUGAAGAUAGAGAAUCAGGGAAUGAAUAAUAGCAAUAUGACUGCAGUUACAAACAACAGAAUGGUGAUCAAUGAUCUAAAUCAGAAGAAUGAGCAACUGAUGAAUGAAAACAGGAAUUUGGUGCUGAAGAUUGAAUCAGCUAAUGAAAAUGUCAAAUUUCUUGAAGAGAAGCUGGCAUCCUACGACAGUGGCACUGAAACAAGGGAAACUGCCCUGAUCAGCCAACUGGUAAAUUAUAAAAAUGGAAUGGUCAAAUUCAGAAGCAUCCUCAACGGAAAACUGGAAGAAAUAAAAAGGAAGCUGAUUGCAGUAGAGAAGGAUGCUGCUGAAACCAAGGCAUGUUGCAAACUAAGUGACGAAUCACUGCGAAUUAUUCAGGAGGAAACUGGACUACGAGAAGACAUCAACAUCAAUAAGUUCAUCAAUGGUCUCAAAAUCAGAAUCAAUGGUCUCCAAUCUGAGUUAUCUGAUACAAUCAAAAGAAACAAGUCACUUGAGAAGACACGAGUGCUUCUGGAACAUGAGAAUAAUGAUAUGGCACAAUUCAAGAGCAUUGGUGACCUGAAAUCACAAAUUGCUGAAGCAAUGGAAGAAUUGGCCUUGUGCCGUGGCUACAUGCAGAAAAAGGCCAAGGAAAACACGGAUCUAAAGAACACCAAUGCCAAAUUAACAGCAGAACACGGCAAAAUCAGAAAACAACUUGAAAAUGCAAGAAAGUUCUACGACGGCGUCACUGCCAAAUACGGAGCCAAUUGCGUACGCAUUUGA
Messenger RNA from Enterospora canceri, 1398 nucleotides. Lineage: Eukaryota; Fungi; Microsporidia; Enterocytozoonidae. The record is from the annotation of a GenBank genome assembly.